Molecule: messenger RNA, 507 nt
Organism: Rotaria sp. Silwood2
Lineage: Eukaryota; Metazoa; Rotifera; Eurotatoria; Philodinida; Philodinidae
Source: the annotation of a GenBank genome assembly
AUGACAGAUUAUUCAACGACAUUGGGUAGUUUUGAAAAGAUCCUCGCAAUACGCCAAAAAAAGUCACCUGAAAAACAUUCGAAUCAGACUAUUACAUGCACAAAUAUUGGGGAUGUUCAUCGAUUAAUGGAUGAUUAUGAAAUGGCACUUUCAUUUCAUCGGAAAAAAUUAAGUAUUCAAGAAAAUGUUAAAUGUAAUCCUUCGGAUUGUGCGACGACAAAUAAAAAUUUAGGUGAAACUUGUCGAAAAAUGAAAGACUAUUCAACAGCAUCGAUAUAUUUUCAAAGAGGAUUAGAAAUACGUGAAAAGAAACUACCAAAAUAUCAUCUUAAUUUAGCUGCAAUCUUUCAUAAUAUGGAGAAAAUAUAUUCGGCGACUCGAGAAUAUCGUAUAGCAAUGAAAAAUGUUCAACAAGCAGUAGAAAUUGCUCAAGAGAAACUGCCUCCAAAUCAUCCUCAUCUUUUGGAAUAUAAAGAAACAUAUGAAAAAAUUCGAAAGAAAUUGUAA